Molecule: messenger RNA, 2289 nt
Organism: Cuscuta europaea
Lineage: Eukaryota; Viridiplantae; Streptophyta; Magnoliopsida; Solanales; Convolvulaceae
Source: the annotation of a GenBank genome assembly
UGCGAUUCUGUUUGUUGGGUAACGUUUAAAAAAGAAUUGAGAGAUCCCCUCCUCACCUUACGUUUUCUUCUCCGCAAGCCCACCAACGACAUUCUUGUCAUACCUUCUCGCGAUUCCAUCCAAAACUUUAUCUCCCUCUUUUUUAUUCCAAUUUUAAAUCUUUUUUUCAUUAUUAGUUACUGCGUAUAAAACUUAUUGCACCGUAUUUCUUUCCUUGUUCUGGCGAAUUUGCCUCGACUCUUUCAAAACGUCACCGCAUGAGGUUGGUCAAACAUUUCGCCCCUUUCUCUCUCAUUCGGUUUGUUUUUUUAUGGGCAUUUCUUCAUUUCCCACACAUGGUUUUCCCAUUUCUGCUCUGGGUAUUCUUCCAUUUUCUUUUGAUGAAUUUGUUUUUGGCGUUUUGACUUGUUUUUUGUAGAAGAAAAAAAAGGGUCCGCGUUUUUUCGGGAUUGUAUUUUUAUUUCUUUUCCAGAUUAGGUUGUUGAAGGCAACAAAAGCCGGCGCUUUAGCUAUCUAUUAUCCUCUGAUUUUUUUCCUUUUUUCCCAGGUCAAUAUUUGGAAACGAACCCGAGUUAGAAUUGGGAUUUCUCUGUUCCUUUCUGUAAGACUUUUGGUGAUGAUCUUCUUUUUCACACAAAAAUUCAACUUGUGUGUUCCUGUCCAUAUGGAAUGACUCCUCUUUUAUGAUGAUGAUGAUAAGUCUCUAGAUCUUUUCAAUUUAAUGUAUUGAUAGAUUAUUUGGUGGGAUAUCUUUAAAGGAAACUCUUAAAAAUUUAAUCUUUGAGGGAGUUCCUGAAUUAGUUUGAGAAAAUAUGGAUUUGAAAACUAGCUGUGAUGGUGACGAGGGGGCCAAUAAAGAAAAGUUUGGGUAUCAAGAAGGGGAAUUUUUAGGGUCUAAGUUGAAGGGAUUAGGGAGUGUUAGUGAUAGGGGUAUGGCUACAAGGAGCCCUAACAACGAUAUGAUUUUCCGGGCCGAUAAGAUUGAUCUCAAGAGUCUGGAUGUUCAGUUGGAGAAGCAUUUGAGUCGUGUUUGGUCGAAAAGUGUGGAGAACCAAGUCCUUAGGCCUAAGGAAGAAUGGGAGAUUGAUCCAUCCAAAUUGGAGAUAAGGUAUCUCAUUGCUCAAGGGACAUAUGGUACAGUUUAUCGAGGUAGUUAUGAUACUCGAGAUGUUGCAGUAAAAUUGUUGGACUGGGGAGAGGACGGCAUGGCAACAGCUGCUGAAACUGCUACAUUGCGAGCAUCUUUUCAACAAGAGGUUGCCGUUUGGCAGAAGCUUGACCAUCCAAAUGUUACAAAAUUUGUUGGUGCUUCAAUGGGAACUUCAAACCUCAAAAUUCCUUCAAAAACCCCUUCCGAGGGCUACACCACCCUUCCAUCAAGGUCGUGUUGUGUCGUCGUCGAAUUCCUUGCUGGUGGAACCUUGAAAAAUCUUUUGUUUAAAAACCGGAAGAAGAAAUUGGCUUAUAAGAUUGUAAUCCAACUUGCUUUGGAUCUUUCGAGAGGGUUGAGCUAUUUACACUCCAAAAAAAUAGUUCAUCGUGAUGUGAAGGCUGAAAACAUGUUGCUAGAUACUAAUAGAACUUUGAAGAUUGCUGAUUUUGGCGUGGCUCGGGUUGAAGCACAGAAUCCUAAGGACAUGACUGGUGAAACUGGUACUCUUGGCUACAUGGCCCCCGAGGUUCUUGAUGGGAAACCUUAUAACCGAAAAUGUGACGUAUAUAGCUUCGGAAUUUGCCUGUGGGAAAUUUACUGCUGUGAUCUGCCAUAUCCGGACCUCAGCUUUGCUGAAGUAUCUUCUGCUGUUGUUAGACAGAAUUUGAGGCCAGAAAUUCCGAGGUGUUGCCCGAGUUCAUUAUCAAGCAUAAUGAAGAAAUGCUGGGACGUAAAUCCCGAAAAGAGACCAGAGAUGGACGAGGUAGUGAGGCUGUUAGAGGCAAUUGAUACAAGCAAAGGAGGAGGAAUGAUACCAGAAGACCAAGCUGGUGGUUGUUUCUGCUUCGCCCCAACUCGCGGUCCAUAACUCUGUUUUUUUAAGCACAGCCCAUUUUCUCUUUCACCGUUGCACCAACCAAGGGGGAACUUGUACACUUAAUUAGUUCCUCGAAUUGUUUAGGAGGGUUAUUGGUUACUUUGUGAAUGAAUGAAUCUGCAGAACUCGUUUCCAUAUCCAUCAUCAUCAAAUAAAUAUUGGCGAAAAGUUCCAACUUCCAACUUCUAUUUGUGUUGAUUUUGUUUUGUCGCGUCAUACCCAUUGCUGCUAACAUUACUUUCAUUUCCAAGUAUAUCAG